Callorhinchus milii (elephant shark) is the source of this 2943-nucleotide messenger RNA. RefSeq names its product vacuole membrane protein 1 (gene vmp1). Gene Ontology annotation, biological process: Golgi organization; autophagy. Bases 121 to 1329 code for a protein of 402 amino acids. The transcript has 12 exons. Lineage: Eukaryota; Metazoa; Chordata; Chondrichthyes; Chimaeriformes; Callorhinchidae. The record is from RefSeq and is a predicted model, not a curated record. Gene Ontology annotation, cellular component: endoplasmic reticulum; membrane; endomembrane system.
UUCAGCUUGCAAUUUGUCGUCAGGGACCAACAGCUGCCACCAAACGCAUACUGAAGAAAUAACAAAAUUCCCAGCUACAACCAUCGGCUUAUAAUCCUGGUGGAAUAGUGAACAAAUGAAAUGGCAGAAAAUGGUAGAGAAUACGAUUCGCAGCAUCACCGUCCGAGAGCGCUGAAGGAACAGCACAACGGCAAAUUCACAGACUUGUUGUCACUGAAUGAAAGGAAGUUGAGGGAUCGAGAGGAGAGGGAGACCAUUGUUCUCUGGAGGCGGCCCAUUAUUACCCUUCAGUAUUUCUUUCUGGAAACCAUUAUAGAUUUGAAAGAAUGGGCGUUAAGGCUAUGGCAACGGCGAGGCCUCGUCCUGAUCACCCUGAUGGUUCUAGCCGUGGCCACAAUAUCCUAUUAUGUUGAAGGAACACAUCAGAAGUAUGUACAAUUUGCGGAAAAGAAGAUUAUGUGGUGUACCUACUGGGUAGGCUUGGGCAUCCUAUCCUCUGUUGGAUUGGGAACAGGUCUACACACCUUCCUGCUCUACUUGGGUCCACACAUAGCUUCAGUGACAUUGGCUGCGUACGAAUGCAACUCUGUGAAUUUCCCGGAACCUCCGUACCCAGAUAAGAUCAUCUGUCCCGACGAGGAGGUCCAAGGGACUAUCUCUCUGUGGGCCAUCAUCUCCAAAGUCAGGCUGGAGGCCUGUAUGUGGGGUGCUGGCACUGCGAUAGGAGAACUACCUCCAUACUUCAUGGCAAGAGCAGCUCGCCUCUCAGGCACAGAAACUGAUGAGGAGUUUGAGGAAGUCCUGGAAAGUGAUCAGAACGCACAGGACCUUCCCACCCGAGCGAAGCUUGCUGUCCAGAACCUGGUGCAGAAAGUGGGCUUCUUUGGAAUCUUGGCCUGUGCUUCUAUUCCAAAUCCACUCUUUGACCUGGCUGGGAUAACAUGUGGGCAUUUCCUUGUUCCAUUCUGGACCUUCUUUGGAGCAACUCUCAUUGGAAAAGCCAUUGUGAAGAUGCACAUCCAGAAACUGUUUGUUAUUAUAACGUUCAGCAAGCACAUAGUGGAGCAGAUGGUCUCCUUGAUAGGUUCAAUCCCAAGUAUAGGCCCUUCACUUCAGAAACCCUUCCAAGAAUACCUGGAGGCCCAGCGAGCCAAGCUUCACAAGUCUGAGGCAGCGGUGGGAGCGAGCGAAAACUGGCUGUCGUGGGUGUUUGAGAAAGUUGUCAUCCUCAUGGUCUUCUACUUUAUUCUCUCCAUCCUUAACUCCAUGGCUCAGAGCUAUGCAAAACGCAUCCAGGUGCAGAAAUACUCCGAGGAGAAAAUGAAAUGAGUUUUAUUUUAUUUUAUUUUUAAAAAUAUUUCUUUUUCAAAAAAAAAAGAGGGACUGCAGAGACCCAGCCAGCGUAGAUUAUAGUAAGUCAUAAGGCCAUCUGCUGCUUUGAAAUUCCACCCACCUUAAUUAACACGAGUACUGUUGGAAGCAGAGGAGAUAGUAAUAUACUUUAUGGUCAUUUGGAGGUGUGAAUCAAUUUGAUUGGUACAGGUGUUCAGAGUACAUUUCUGUGGAAUCUCAUCUUUUUUAAAAAAAAUACGUCUUUGUUUCAUUUGAGACGGGGUUAGCAGAGGUGGUUGGGGCUGUAUUGAGUGGUGAAAGACAACUGCAGGAUGAAUCUAAAUAUUGUAGUGCAGAAAGCAGUGGGUUUACUUGUUCAAAGUUACUGUGAGUGCAGUGCUCGAUGAGAAAAAAACUGGAAAUAGUGAGGAGAAAAUACAUUCCUACAAUGUCUUUCCCUGACCCGGGAUCCUCAUUGAGCAAUAAAUCUUGGAGUAUAUUGCAUGACCCUUUGAGUAUUAUGCACAAAACUUUAAAAUAGAUUUUACAUUAUUGGGAAGCCUUUGAAAGUACGGUCCAUCGCUAUAAUAAAUUUAGUUUCUCCUCUAGUAUUCUCUCCCUCUUAUUUUUCUGUAGGAGCUUUUUUUCCCCGCUUUUCUUCUCUCCCCCCUCCCCCCGCCACCACCACACGCUCACACAUUCUGCAGUCAGCGGGUGGGGUAGUUCAUUAUCGUCAGUGGCCAACGGGUUGGGUUUACACUGGGCUCCAUUUGUCUUGUGGUGAGCUGACAGGUUGCAGCUUUCGAAGAAAAGGCAAUUCCUGUUAACUGAAAGGAGGAAAUGGUGAUGUGAAGUAGUCCACAGUCCAGUCUAUCUCACCCUUGUAAAAGAAGGGGUAUGUAUGUAUGUAUGUCUGUAUGUAUGAAAGAGAGAGAACGUACGGGGUACGUUGCACAGGUAAAUCAUUUGGGGUUUGUUGAAGUGUAGAUAUUUGAUCUUUCCAGCUCAGGAUGUUCUCACGUCUGUCAUCUCCUUUGCAAUAUAAAAUUGGUUGGCCUUCUGCCUGUUUAUUUGGUUCACAAUGAUAGAGGGAAAAAACAUGUUAAUUUAAGUUGUGAAGCCAGUUCAUCUCUUGAGUGUACAUAUGAAAAAUGUCAUUUUUACUCUGUAAAUUUUACAUGAUUAACCUGAUCUGACUUUAUAAAGCUACAUUGCCAUUCCACAGACUGAUGUCCAGUCUCUGCCUGUUGCGUUUUGUGGGGGAUGUUGUGAUGUACUCUAGAGAAGUCUCAAAAGUAGAUGUGCCCAUAAUGUAUAAACUUGAUUAAUGUUCAUAUGCAACAGUUGCUUUAUAAUACCAUUUGUAAAACAAUCUAAUGUUUCUACUGGUAGAAUUGCUAUCAAGAUGAAUUAAGAAAACCAUAGUGUUAUCUAUCUUUGUUUUAGGCCUGAGUGUACUCUUAAAUUUAUUUAUAACGCAAGACUUGAUGCAUGAAAGAGACAUGUUCUCGAUCUUCAGAAUCUUCUUGCGGGAGCUGUUGAACUGAAGCAACUUGAAUUCUGUUUCAAUUAUUGCAUUUCUCAAACAGGAAUAAAAUUGGAACAAAGUUG